UUCCCGGGAAAAGCAGCGGCGAGCCUCUUCCCGGCGCCAGCAUUGCAAGGGCUGCCUCCUCCUCCUCCUCCUCAGUGUAGCAACGUCUCCGGCUGGCCGCCGCUGAGCUGCAUUGCUGUAAGGAGCGCGCAACGCUCAGACGCCAGCCAACGCCGCAGUGCCGACCCGGGAGAGGCAAAGCGAGGUCGGGCGAGGAGCCGGAGGCGGAGAGCGAGGCCCUCUGACCCGGCUUCGAGGCCAUGUGCAUUCCGUGCCAGCCCGCUCCUAAUAAAGCGAUGGGGCCGAGAAGCUGCCUCCCGCUUCUUCACGCCCUAUAAAUAUUCAGCCGGCCCCGAAGACCAGCUCGGGUGGCUUGUGGGCUGCCUGACGCCGGCUCAGAAAAGCCGCCGCCGCCGCCUCCUCUGCCUCCACCACCACCGCGGGAAAAACCUGAGGCACCGCAGCCUGUCCGAGAUGCCCCGAGUAGAUGCAGAUCUCAAACUGGACUUUAAAGAUGUCUUGCUCAGACCUAAGCGGAGCAGCCUCCGAAGCAGAGCAGAGGUAGAUCUUACACGUACCUUCUUCUUCCGUAACUCCAAGCAAACCUAUACAGGUAUCCCCAUUAUCGUAGCAAAUAUGGACACUGUUGGUACUUUUGAAAUGGCACAAGUUAUGGCUAAAUACACCAUGUUUACUGCAAUACAGAAGCAUUACACUCUAGAACAGUGGAAGCUGUUUGCAAGUGAUCACCCAGAAUGCAUAGAGCAUGUAGCAGUGAGCUCAGGCAGUGGGCUAACUGAUUUCGAGAAGCUGAUAAGUAUCAUUGAGGCCAUCCCCCUUAUCAAGUACAUUUGCCUGGAUGUGGCCAAUGGUUACUCAGAACACUUUGUGGAAUUUGUGAAAGCUGUUCAUGUCCGGUUCCCAAAGCACACCCUCAUGGCAGGCAACGUAGUAACAGGAGAGAUGGUGGAAGAACUUCUUCUAUCUGGCGCAGAUAUUAUUAAAGUAGGAAUUGGACCAGGUUCUGUGUGCACUACUCGGAUAAAAACUGGGGUUGGCUAUCCUCAACUCAGCGCAGUAAUUGAAUGUGCAGAUUCCGCUCACGGACUGCAAGGACAUAUCAUUUCUGAUGGAGGAUGCAGCUGCCCAGGAGACGUGGCCAAAGCUUUUGGAGCUGGUGCUGAUUUUGUGAUGCUGGGGGGCAUGUUUGCAGGACAUGAUCAAUGUGCUGGAGAUAUUAUAGAAAAAAAUGGUAAAAAAGUGAAGCUUUUCUACGGCAUGAGCUCCGACACCGCUAUGAAGAAGCACGCAGGUGGUGUUGCCGACUACAGAGCUUCGGAGGGUAAAACAGUGGAAGUCCCCUACAGAGGAGAUGUAGAAAAUACUGUUCGUGACAUCCUGGGUGGUCUCCGUUCUGCUUGCACGUAUGUGGGAGCUGCCAAACUCAAAGAGCUUAGUCGAAGGACAACCUUUAUUCGGGUAACUCAGCAACACAACACAACCUUUUCUUAGCCAAAGAAGAAAACCCCAGGCCUUUGGAGAUGUGAAAUUUGCUACGUUCUGUUUCUCCUCCACUUUUCUUUCUUUUUUUUUUUUUUUGCAGGAUGGGGAGGUGAUUAUAUUCCAAACUAGGAAAGAAGCAGGUUGCUUAAUGCCAUUGAUUGUUUGUAAUGGUUGGGUCUGGGCCUAAUGAGAACAAGCCUUGAACUGCUUCUGGGUCCACGAUUUGUUCAGAUUGUUCAGUGGUAUUUUUGUAUCCUUGUCUAUUUAAGUUAAGAAAUCUAGAUUGAUCUUUCGGAACAACCGAUCAGAGGGACUUAGAUGUCCAUUUGCAAAGUAUUUGUCUGUUGGAUCUGCCAUUACCAGAAAAAGCAAAGCCGUUCACAGGAUUUUAUAUUUCAAGUUUCAACUGCUCUUGCAAUGGGUGAUGAAAGUCAGAAGAAUAGGAAAGCAACUCCAAAGCCCAGAAAACCCUCACUGCAUCGAUACUACUCCAGCAUGCCAUCUUGGAAUAGCACUUACAGAAUAAAACAAAUAAUCCUGUUUUAUUUUCACAGAGGCAUCAAGUGCUCAAUUUUUAACGUGUGCUGAUUAUUAUAAUAACCAUUAUAAGUUCUUAAAAUGGUUGAUUAAAUAGUUACACUCCCUUUAUUGUAAUGCUUUGUUGUUGUUGGUGGGGAUAUAUUUCGACAUUGCAAAUGGAGCUACUCUUUGUUCAUUCAGCUCAUUUUGAAGAUGAAAGAGGUAAGCCCUAAUGAUGGUUAAUUAUUAUUUUUUUCCAAUGCCUUUGGGCAAAGACAAGAGAAGCACUGCCAUUCCACAGCUGAGCCUAUGUGCAAAGCCAAAUUAAAACAAAAACCACCAUUCAUUAAAAAAAAAUCUGUUUUCAAAAGAACUGUUUUCAAAAACUACAAAAUAAGACCUAGAAAGAUUUCUCUGCAAAUUGAACAAUCUGAAAUAUUGAUUGAUUAGCUCCGGUCAAACUCAAUUUGUAAGCGUCGGGUGGGAAAACCAGGUUUUUCUCAUCAGGCCCUCUCAUGUGCACCUCUUAUUUUCUUGUGUACAGGGAAUGUAGCACUGCAUUCAUUUCUAUUAAAGAAGAUUCAACAUCUUCUGUUACAAAACUGCGGAAGUAGGGUCAAGACUAGUCUCCUUUAUUGUCAUUAACAGGGUGGAUGGGGGGGGGUCUAAUUUCUGUGAGUCACCACCAGCUUUUCUUAGAAAUAUCAAUUUUAAUCAAGUAGAAUAGAUGGGCAUAGUAGAGAGGCAAGGGAUAUAUGACAAGGGAACAAUUGAAUAGAGUAAGGAACUAUCCCUCAUUCAGUGAUCGUUUUAUGUAGACAGAUAGUCUAGCCAAGAAAUAGGCAUAUUAUGACAGAAGAGCGAUUUGGAAUUACCACUGAUACUCCGAUAUUUUCGUAAUCAAAUCAGAAUUACAAGGAUUUCCCUGCCAAUAAUAGUUCCCAUUAUUGCUUCUGAGAGCCUGUUGGUGGGAUUAGAUUAUUUUAAUCCACGAGGCUAGUUUCUCAUAACCAGGACUACUUAUUACAGUCCUCAUCUUGAAUGUUCUAGAUCUGUUCCAGAGCCUUCUGGAACAGAUUUGGGAGAAACUACAUGAUGGUCUGAAUCUGUUCCACUCGUGAAAUGAUAUUGUUGAUAUUAAGAGAGAUGUCUUCAAAGGAGAACUUUACCCAAGGCAGCAGGGCUAUGAUCCACUUUUUGUCACUGGAUCUUUAAGUAAUCAAAUAUUUUGUUUGGAUCGAACUUGGAUUUGUGUGCAGUCAUCCCCUUGCACACAUAGAUCACACACUGGUUUAGAACUCGUGCAAUUAGGACUGCUUUGAAAGUGAUUCAGAAGAAAUGUUUCAAACUCCAUGAACAGGUAUGAGUGUAAAGAAGUGGCUGCUUCAAGAAUCAUCUUAACAAUGUUUUAAAAGAACCAUCUUAUUUGGCAUCACAUGGAAGCCUGAAAAAAGACAUGCUAAAGUAAUAAAUAGAGAUGUGUUCUGGUUGUGCAAGAUCUAGAUCUCAUUUUCCAUAUCACUAUUGUAAUAUACACAACCUAUCCAUUAUAUGACAUUUUUUUUUCAUAAUUUUAUGAGGCAGUUUUUAUGAGGCAGGAACUUGAUGUAUGCAGAGAAGAUUCACUAUAACAAUCCUGAAGCUGCAUAUAUACAAAGUAGUUUUACUGCAAGUAAAGUUCCUUACUUUUUAAAAUUACCCUAUAGGUCACACUCGCCACGUCACAUUGCCAUGACGUGAUGUUUAGUGACAUUUU
This is a messenger RNA of Pseudonaja textilis, 3757 nucleotides long. RefSeq names its product guanosine monophosphate reductase (gene GMPR). The record is from RefSeq and is a predicted model, not a curated record. Lineage: Eukaryota; Metazoa; Chordata; Lepidosauria; Squamata; Elapidae. Gene Ontology annotation, biological process: nucleotide metabolic process. Gene Ontology annotation, cellular component: GMP reductase complex. Gene Ontology annotation, molecular function: GMP reductase activity.